AUGUUAGACGUCAUUCGGGACUCGCCCUUUGGCCUGCUUGUCCGGUUCCUCACCAAGGACAAGUACCUUCGACAUGUGGAGGAGCUAGACACAUUCCAGCACCCUUACUACCCUACAUCCGCCGAAGAAAGCAGUAAGGAUACGCAGGCGGCCGAGCCCGUCUCAUCGAGUUCCAUCAGCAUAACCUCAGAAGAUACCAUCUCAACUACGGAUCUCGAACGCGGGGAUGAAGAGAAACACGACGAGAAUGCCAUCCGCCGUCUGGUCACCCAGCAGACACUCCACGCGGAGCAGAAGGAAUACAGUGAGGUUAUCAAACCCACUCGGACCAGAGAGGGGUACAUACUGGUUGAUUGGUACACGACAGACGACCCCGAGAAUCCGCAAAAUUGGUCUGCGUUCAAGAAGAAUUUCGUUGCAUUCGUUAUCUGCUUCUACUCCUUCGUCGUCUACUUUGGCUCGUCCAUCACUGUUGGGGCCGUGCCUGAAGUCGUGGAGAAGUUCGGCAUCAGCAUCGAAGUCUCGUCUCUGGCAUUGGCAUUAUACGUUCUUGGCUAUGGUCUUGGACCGCUACUGUUCUCGCCCCUGAGUGAGAUUGCAUCUGUAGGGAGGAACGCCCCGUAUAUAAUCACCCUGUUUAUCUACACGAUGCUCUGGAUCGGUGCAGCGACUGUGCAGAACUUUCCUGGGUACCUCGUCUUGCGAUUCCUGACUGGUUUCUUUGGGUCUCCCGCCCUCGCAACUGGCGGCGCCUCAUUCGGAGACAUAUACCCCCUGCUCCAGGUCCCGUAUGCGCUUGUUCUCUGGGGCGUGUCCACUGUAAUUGGACCAGCCCUCGCCCCCGUAAUCGCAAACUUUAGCGCACCCGCAACCAGCUGGCACUGGGUCUCCUGGGAGAUGCUCUGGGUAACCGCACCGGUCUGCCUCGUCUGGUUCUUCUUCGUCCCUGAAACAUACGCAUCCACAAUCCUCUAUUAUCGAGCGCGCCGUCUGCGCAGGAUCACAGGAAACGAGCGAUAUCGCACCAAGGAAGAAAUCGAGCACCUCUCCGACACCGCGAACACAAACACCACCCCAAAGGGUAUUCUAUACAAUGCAAUCAUAAAGCCUGCGCAGAUCAACGUCCUAGACCCCGCCGUGCUCUUCUCAACACUCUACACGAGCCUCGUAUACGCGAUCUUUUACUCAUUCUUCGAGGCAUUCCCGCUUAUCUUCGAGCAAGUCUACCACUUCCGCUUCGAGCUCUCCGGCCUCCCGUUCCUUGCCGUCCUCCCCGCGCUCUUUAUCGCAUCCUCUCUGAUUGCAUCCUACUGGUACAUUUCCGUCGUCCGCCACUUUCCGUCAAAGGGCUUUGAUGCCUUUGGCGCCCCCGAGGGCCGCCUCGUCCCAGCUAUAAUCACCUGCCUCGGUACACCAAUCGGGCUAUUCAUAACAGCGUGGACAUCCCGCCCGCACAUCCACUGGAUCGUGCCAACCAUCGGGCUCUCCCUAACGAUUCUUGGCACAUUUACCAUUAUCGCCUGCAUGCUGCAGUAUCUUGCGUUUACAUACCCCCGCUAUGCGGCCUCGCUCUUUGCCGCGAAUGACUUUGCGCGCUCGAUGCUUGCGGCGGGGGCGGUGAUGUUUUCGCGCCCGAUGUUUAAGGGGAUGGGACUGGACUGGGGGAUUAGUCUGCUGGCGUUUGCGAAUGUUGUAUGUUGUGUGCUGUUGGUUGGGUUGUGGAGGUAUGGGGGCGUGUUGAGAUCGAGGAGUCGGUUUGCAGAGGGAUGA
Messenger RNA from Aspergillus calidoustus, 1770 nucleotides. The record is from the annotation of a GenBank genome assembly. NCBI's taxonomy places the organism in Eukaryota, Fungi, Ascomycota, Eurotiomycetes, Eurotiales, Aspergillaceae.